AUGUUAUAUGAAUUCAAUGUAACUGGAUUCGAUUGUCAUCUUCCAAUACCGUACAGUUCUACAAUACCGGUAACAGUUUAUGUAAAAGCAGUAUGUGUAUCACAAUGGAAUGGUAUCCCUAAAGAAAUUGAGUAUUCUGCAUUAUCAAAUCCAUAUCCAUUUGCAUUGAAUGCGAAAUUUUUAAUAUGUCCACAAAUCAAUAAUAAUUUUACUCAUCUUAUUAAUACUGAUAAUGAUGAUACAAUGAAUGAUAGCUCUGAUCAUUUAAGUGAAGGAAUCACUGAAUAUGAUUAUUGUCCAAUAGAACAAGUAACAAUACGUAUGAAAAUUUUAUGGAGUAAAGAAGAUAUUAUUAUAAAUGAUGAUCAAACUAUUCAACCAUCUUCAUCAUUAUCGGCGGCGGCAGCAACAACAAUAGCAUCUUCUUCUUCAGAAUGUGAUUUAGAUUAUUAUUCAAUAAUGGCUAAUCGUAAAACAUGCAUCGAUUCUUCUCAAAGUAAAACUAUCGAUCUAUUACCAGAUAUUGAUGAACAACAACAAUUCAAUCAAAAUAAUCAUAUCAAUUUACCAAUUAUUGAAACCAUUCAAGGAUUAAAUGAAUUGCCUAAAAUCAAUAAAAAAGGUUAUCCAUCUGGUAUUUAUUAUUUUAAUGGUUCCAUGCAUUUUGAUUUAAACAAAUUUCAUAAAUUUCAUAAAUUACAACGAUUUGACAAUCAAUUAUUUACAAUCAAUUUUUGGAUGAAACAUUCACCAAUAUUUAAUAAACAAUAUAAUGAAAAGAAUUUACUGAAUAAUCGGGAGAACAUUUUAUGCAGUUCCGAUGAAUAUGAAAAGAAUCGGCAUCAUUUCGCUGUGUUUCUGCACAAUUGUAAACUGGUUGUAUUGAUACGUCGUGAACCAACCAAUGAAUUCACCCUAUAUUCUGAUUCGUCUCAAUUACUUCCAUCUCAAUGGCGUUUCGAUGUCGACGAAGUAUGCGAUUCGAAUUGGCAUCAUUAUUCGUUGACCUAUCGUCCACCAGAAACGACAAUUGUAAAUGGACAAAAGACACUUUCAUCCAACUCAGAAAGUGAUAUUGAAUUACAAUUAUAUUUGGAUGGAAGAUUAGUACCAAAUAAUCCUGAACUGGUGCAAAUUGCUGAAAAUAUGCCUAUGGUACAUUUAUCUGUUAAAAAUCAUGAAUUUGUUCGUACUUCAGUUGGCGCUUGUUGGCAUGGACGUAGUGCUCAAUUCGCUCAACAUUUUGUCGGUUAUCUUGCUGGUUUAACCUUUACAAAUGGAUAUAUUCAAUCAGAUGAGGAAAUACUUUGUCUGACCAACUGUGAACCACGUCUAAUUAUCAACGAUCCAACAUCAAUCAGUUCAAACACUAAUCGUUUCGAUACAACAAAUAUUCGUAAUUCUCAUUUGAAUAGUAUCAUUAUUCAAGCUAAAAGUUUAAAUGAAUUAUCGAAAAUUCUAAGAAAUGUGACAUUUUACAAUCCAAGACUACAAUAUAAACCACGAUAUCGACCGGAACCAGUGGCUAUACAAUUAAAUACUUUGUUUGCCUAUGCAACAGAUUGUGAAAUACCCUCAACAUUUAAUCAAGUAAUUCUAAUUAGUCCAUUACCUCCAACUAAACAAACAUUAAUUUUACUUGAUACAUUGAAUUCAAAUAUUCGUACGGAUCGAUACAUUCAUAGGCGGUACCAUAGUCAUAAUCAACCAAAUCACGGUUAUCAGCAAUCGAAUGUUCAUCAAACGACAGAAAAACAACAACAAUUCCAUGAGUAUGAACAGAAACAUGAAAAAGAGAUCCCUGAAAAACUGUCUACCAUUAAGUUACCAGCUUCUACUCAACUAAACCAAUCGAUACGUCAGUCAUUCGAUGAAAUAUCAACAUCAUCAAUCAGUUCACUAGUACUGUUUAAUACAGAACAAUAUGAACAUAUGAACAAGACAUUCACAUCGAGAAACGUCACAUUAAGUAGUUUAUCUACUGGAGUCUAUAUAUUUCCAUACAUAACAAUCAUGUGGAAGACCCCAUUGGAACUGUUGAAUUCACAUAAUACAUCUUCAGAAUUUGAGCAAACAAUUUCAUCAUGUACUAUUGAUUUAUGCAAAAGUGAUCCAUUCAAUACUGUAGACAAUAUUCUGUCUAUUUCAGAAUAUAUUUUGUUAAAUCCUAAAUAUAUCAAAAAUGAUAUAAAAGUAUAUCAACGUUCAAAUGGAUUUCUUAUUCAUGGUAAUUCCGGUGUAUUAAGUUAUAUGAAUGCAUUGAAACAUAUUCAAUGGUUAUGUAAAGAUGAACAAAUUAAUUUGACUAGACGUUGUUUUAAUGUAUCAUGUGAAGCUGUAAUUCAAAUCUAUGAAAAGGAUCAAUUCAUAAUCAGAAAAAUUCAUAGCAAUACUAUACAAUCUGAA
Messenger RNA from Schistosoma intercalatum, 2406 nucleotides. The record is from the annotation of a GenBank genome assembly. Lineage: Eukaryota; Metazoa; Platyhelminthes; Trematoda; Strigeidida; Schistosomatidae.